UCAGCCACAGUAUGCUGGAAGCAACCCAAGAAACCCCAACUCUCCUCCAACACUCCAUCAACUCUCCUCCAACACUGACUCAACUCACUUCACCUGUUGCUCGAGCGUUGGUUGUGCUAUGAUCUACGAAUACUCCAACAGUGUGACAACAACUCCCGCGAGAUACGAAUAAUCGCGGCUUCCUAUAGAACGGCUCUCCUAACUGUAAAAUUCGAGUGCGACGCGAAGUGAAAGAUAAUAAGAAAUUGAGUGUUUUUCGCCAAUAUGACUUCUGAAGAAAAUGCCCCCGAAUCAAAAAGACCUUCCAAUGGGAUGAAUUACGAGGCAAUAAACGACAUCUUGGGUCACAUGGGGAAAUACCAACGCUAUGUCUUCUUUCUUGCUUGCUGGGGUUCGUUUAUGCCCGCCAUGGUGGUCGUUGGCAUGACCUUUCUGGGAAAUUCCAGCAUGGAUAAAAGAUGCUGGGUACCAAACUGUGAUAGUGACAACUCCACUUACAAUGCAAGUUUCUUGGAUUACACAAUACCUUUUAAUGAGGGGAAGGAUCAAUAUGAAGAGUGUGAAAUGUUUGACCUCAAGGAUCCUGAAGAUAAUUCAACCUGUACAGUCGCAGACUUUGACCAAAGCGCGCCGCCAGUUAAAUGUUCCAAAUGGGUCUAUGAUACGGAGCUGUUCACGUCGACCACUGUUACUGAUUUUGACCUGACCUGCGACAGAAGCUUCCUUGGUCCCCUCGCUGGUUCCAUGUACAUGCUGGGGAUGUUGCUUGGCGCCAUCAUCAUCGGUGACUUCGCUGAUCGCUUCGGUCGGAAGUAUGGGAUCCUCGUGUCUGUGGUGUUGCUGGGUGGCGGCGGUGUACUCAGCGCCGUUUCGCCCAACUACGUCAUGUUCCUCAUAAUGAGGUUCUUCACUGGUGCCGGUGGCGUUGGACUUUUCCAAGUCACGUUUGUCCUAGCCGUCGAAUUUAUUGGUGCCAAGUGGAGAACAUUUUGUGGCAUUAUCAUUGAAGUUCCUUUCGCGUUAGGCGAGGCCACGACUGGUGUCCUGGCCAUUUUCAUUCGAGAGUGGCGAUGGCUUCAGGUAGCAAUCACGGCUCCAGCCUUCCUACUUGUCUCAUACAUGUGGAUAAUGCCAGAAAGUGUUCGUUGGUUGGUAUCGCAAGGAAGAAGAGGUGAAGCAAUCAAGAUCAUUGAGAAAGCAGCAAAAGUCAAUGGGGUAGAAGUUCCGAAGCAUCUCCUAGAGGAUCCAAGUGCAGAGAUAUCAACAGUUGAUGGCAGUUUGUCUCUUGCAAAUAGCAAAGCUGAGCUUGUUUCUGAUGAUGUCACCGACAUACAACCUAAACAAAAGAGGACCGUCUUUGACCUUUUGAAGAAACCCAAUAUGAGGAAGCGUUCGUUUAACAUGUUCUUCUGUUGGGCAGUGUGCACUCUAGUUUACUACGGACUUUCUAGCAACUCCGGUAACCUUGGUGGAAAUAUUUUUGUGAACUUCAUUCUUACCAUGUUGAUUGAGAUACCAUCUUAUAUAUUCAGCUACUUAGUUCUUGACAGAAUGGGCAGGAAAGGCACACUCUCCUUUGUUCUUUUGCUUGGUGGCAUCGCUUGCUUCGUGUCCGGAUUUAUCCCAGAAGAGAUUGGAUGGCUGAUUGUGACCUUGAGCCUUGUGGGUAAAUUUGGUAUUGCUGCUGCCUUUGCUAUCGUCUAUGUCUAUUCAGCCGAGAUUUUCCCAACGGAGUACAGAAGUGUGGGUAUUGGCGCAUGUUCCAUGUGUGCCCGAGUUGGUGGAUUAAUAGCACCAUUUAUCGCAUAUUCAGCUAAAACAUAUAAGCCAUUACCUCUUCUCAUUUUUGGGGCUCUGUCAAUUAUCUCCGGAACCUUAAUUGUCUUACUGCCUGAGACUGUGGGCUGUGAAUUACCUCAAACUUUGCAAGAGAGUGAAGACUUUGGCAAGGACCAGUCUAUAUGGUAUUUCUCCUGUUGUAGUAGAAAAACAGAGUCGCCAUCUUCUGUCGUAACUCCUGAGGGAUCAUCUGAAAGGAAUGAAAAAACAGGAGAGUGACCAACAACUAGUUAUUAAAAUUUGCUGCUUCAGUUUCAUUUCUGUUCUUACUUUCAUUCCAGUUUUUAUGUGCAAUGUAAGUUGAACCUACAAACAUUUAGAAAAAAAUAUAAUUUAGGUAUGGUUUAUGCCAAGUACAAGCUUGUGUAGAGAUUCUAAUAACAGCCCUGGGGUAUUAUUACAGACGUCCUCAAAUGCCUGAAAUAUUAUGUAGAGUAGUAACAUUACAUCCAUUUAUUACCCUGGAUGACCCCAUUUCUACUUGUAUUUUUUAAAGAUAAAGUCUGAAAUGGUCUUAUGGCUGAUUAUUAAUGUGAGGAUAGGCCAGAGGUUGCAGUAGAUUUAUAAAAAAAAAAUUAGCCGGCUCUCAAUGCACAUUUGUGAUAUUUUUAUGAGAGGUUAAUGCAUUAAAGUUCCAUCUGAUAAUCAGCCCACUCUUUUACUGUAAAUAUCCCAUGGAUUUACUUCUUCCUCAUUCGAGUAUAGGAUGAUCGAGAAUGUGAAAUAUCAAAAGACACUUUUAAACAAAAGUACUGCCAUGAUUUUCAGUCACGACUGCAGUAGUGUUGUUAGUGGGUGCAUUUUACCUGGCUCUUUAAUCAUGAUUUUUGGUACUAUACAAUUAAUGUUUUACCUAUAACAAUUAAAUAAAAGCCUAUUUAAAUUAUGUCAGUUGUCUUAAUAUAAUUUCUGUAUAAAUGUAUGAUUUAUUUUUAACAAAGAGUUAUAAAAGGAUUUUAAAAUAUAUCACAGUACUAUUUUUACCAUUGCUUUGCUAUGAACUUUUUGAAGACUGGUUCUAAAAUUCAUAAUUUUCACAGUCACGUUAGUUAGAAAUGACUCCAGCUUCUCUCUCUUAAUGUAAAAAUAGACAAUUUCCAACAUAAAAAGGUGUUAAACAGUGGUGAUAAAUCUUACUAGUUUUUUAUGAUGAAGUUUUUAUCUGUUUAUGGAAAUCAAUUGAAUGAAAUUCAAAUGGUGAUAUAUUCUUUUUAUCCUGAAUUGGUUCACUGUUUAUAGGUGAAGACCAUUGUCUGUAGCAGUUAUUUGACUGAAGAUAUUAUAGCUUUAUAUCUUUUGA
Messenger RNA from Macrobrachium nipponense, 3139 nucleotides. RefSeq names its product organic cation transporter protein-like. Gene Ontology annotation, biological process: transmembrane transport. The coding region runs from base 265 to 2058 and encodes 597 amino acids. The record is from RefSeq and is a predicted model, not a curated record. Gene Ontology annotation, cellular component: membrane. Lineage: Eukaryota; Metazoa; Arthropoda; Malacostraca; Decapoda; Palaemonidae. Gene Ontology annotation, molecular function: transmembrane transporter activity. The transcript is spliced from 12 exons.